AUGUACAACUGUGGCCAGGACCGGCAGUUGAUUUGGAUCGACAAAAUACUGCUGCUGUGGGAAACAGUUCGUACGUGGUCCGAACGUGCAGCUGACAUGUGCGAACUCCAGCAAGCAUCCGAGGCUCCACACAACAUUCGAAACGAAGAGCUCAGCAAUUACUAGUGUACUAUGGUGAGCACGAAGACCCGGACAACAAGUUACCGAAGAGUGCAACGAACUGCAAUUUUUUUUUAUUAUUUCAUCAAUAUGACCCAACGAAUCCAUCUCAAUGGAAGAAAAGAGUCCAUCUAAUAAAAGAGAAUUAUCAAAAAAUCAUUGAGAAUCAGCAAAUCCUGUCUUCCCACGAUUUCCCGAGCAGCAACGAUGCUCGAGAAUGCCUUUUGCGAAGGAUCAGCUGACCACAGGGUGCCCUGUCGCCCUGUUUUGUUUUGUGUUGUUUUUACUUGUAUGACCCACGACGAAUCCAUCACGAUCUACAAAGAAGAGUCUAAGAUAGAUCAGCAAUAAAUAUUUUAUUUUAUAUAUUUUUGCCUUCCGACAAUUGCAGAUGUACCUCAGAAAACUUUCACUUAAUGUCUCAUACUCUACAUGAAUAUUAAACCAAUACGAAGUACAACAACAUAUGUAGGACUUAUUUCUACUGUCAUUUACAUCGUAAAAGUAUCUCCUCUUCAACUUACCAAUGACAAUCCUGAUGGUAUCCUAUAUGCGUUCGUAAGCUUGCUAAAAUACUACUGCGUUGAUGUCCGCUUGUAAAAGCUGAAAUCCAACAAAUGCUUUGAUCCAUGCUACAUCUCCGUGUUGGAAAAGCCCUUUCAUCUCCGUUCAUGAUAACAUCUUACCCUAUUCUACGCAAAUCUGUCACAUCUACUCUCAAACAAGACGUCAACUUCAAACGAAAACGCGUUCUACGAUGCGUCUACACUCCAUCCCCAUAUCAUUGGCGUUGACUGGUCCGAGGUCGAUCUUGUUCGCCUGUUUUCGGCGUCUUGACGCCCGCGCAAUGCGAGCUUGUACCUCUGCACUCGCCGAGAUAUGGCCACCUGUGUAGCCACCGAAACGAUCUGAAGAAGUCGUUCCUUGAAGACUCCUUUCAGAGCCAUCGUUCCUCCGUCCCUUCCUCCCACGGCAUGUGUCGCAAGUUCAUCGAUGAACUCGUAACCCUCCUCUCCAAGGCGGCCAAAGCUUUCCACGGCUAAGGUGGUUUCUUUCCCCCGUGAACGGUGCCCCGCUUUCAACGUCGUGUUUGACGCGAAGGCCGUUGAGUGCUCUCGAUAGUGCGUAUUUUAACGGCUCGUGCAUGUUGACCUGUGCUCCAUCCCUUCGACAGGUCCUUGCGUGCACCGUUGUGAUGAUCUCGCCUUCCCUGCCUCUGUGGCACCUGGGACAUCUUUCCGCCAAGAAUUCUUCAACUCCCAAGGCGCGUCUCGUCGCGUAGACGUGUAGCGUCAGCGAAGGCUACCUGUGUUUCCACGAUUUCCCGAGCAGCACACAGCCAAAUCUCCCCCGUGGUUAACACAUGCUCAGUAAGACAUUUUAGCAGACAUAUUGUCCAUCUCUGUGUAUGUUAUCCUGGGAAGGUGUAGAAGGCAGGUGUUGGGUAGUUGGUAGUUGGUUCGUCGGGUGGUGGUGGCACCCAGAAGAAAAGCACAGCACACACGGUUAAAUAUUUUACUUCCUGGCUGGCGGCGCGCGGUUGUUUUUUCUUCUUUGAUCGACGCGCGAAGUCAUGACAAUCGUUCCAUAUGUAUCUAUAAAAUGAGUCCAACAUAAGGUAGUAAGGACUGCAUAGCGUCAGCGGAGUCUACCCUGGAUUCCCACGAUUUCCGUUUCGUCUUGUUUUAUUAUCCCGGUAACCUCUGAAACGCGUACCUUAUCAUUACGCGUUUAACUACAGAAUGAUGCGUAGGCAAGCGAUCCCUGCGGAGUUGGCUCAUGAGAACACGGCAUCAUGAUGGGGCGAUGCUUUGGUACUAACUAAGGGCAUGGUGGUAGCUUCAGUAGUCAUCCGCCUUGCUUGACCCAAACUUGUUUGAGUUGGUCUCGGAUGGAAACAACUGGUUUCGGGGGGGCGGCUAGACGCUGUAUAGGACCAUUUCAACGCCAAUAUCCCAUUAAGAGC
Ectocarpus sp. CCAP 1310/34 is the source of this 2125-nucleotide messenger RNA. Lineage: Eukaryota; Phaeophyceae; Ectocarpales; Ectocarpaceae. The record is from the annotation of a GenBank genome assembly.